This is a messenger RNA of Stegastes partitus (bicolor damselfish), 1249 nucleotides long. RefSeq names its product chromosome unknown C14orf119 homolog (gene cunh14orf119). Lineage: Eukaryota; Metazoa; Chordata; Actinopteri; Pomacentridae. The transcript has 2 exons. The coding region runs from base 268 to 840 and encodes 190 amino acids. The record is from RefSeq and is a predicted model, not a curated record.
GUUAACCGGAGAUUAACAAGACUACAGCUCGGCGUCGCUGCGCUUCAAAUAUGACAAUAAUAAGGUGAUUUACGCCAUUACAAAUAUGGAUACUCACAACCAUGUAUGUUAGGAGCAGUUAUUUUUUUUAGGUAAUGCUGGCUUUAAAGUCUAACUAAGCUGCUAUCUAAGCUACAUGUAAACGUCUGCCUCGGCAGCUGGCAUUGCUAAUUAACUUAGAGCAGGGGGGGAGCUAACUUUAAUCACUCUGCAACAAAGUUUUACAAGAUGUCGUGGUUCAGUCAUGUCAACCAAGGCUCAAAUCAGCAACUUCCAGCCACAGACAUCCUGUGCAGCUCUCACAACUCCAGCCUCAGUCCCAUGCAGGGAUCAGCCACCAUGGCAACGCACGGCUGGACCGGUUUCUCCUCACCCAGCUCGGAUGACUUCCCAUCAGCCCCCCAGGGUGUAGCCAGCCCUCCCAGCCUCGAGAACCUCUCCUGCGCUUCGGUUCAAGUUCGAGAGCCGGAGCCCAUCUCCUAUGUCACCUUCCAGGAGCAGCGGUGCGUCCUGAGCUGGUUUCAGGGCUGGACCGGCGCUCAGAGGGAGCGGUUCCUGCAGGAUCUGCUGGGGAAAGCUGUGCCGGGGAAAGUGUGCACCCUCCUGGAUUCACUCAGCACUCUUCAGGUUAAAGACAGACUACCAAACAUCUUUGAAUGCCAGCUGCGCCUGUGGACCCAGUGGUUUGAGUCUUGGGGAGAAGAGGAGAGGAAUCACUUCCUGCACAUGCUGGAGGAGAAGGACCCAGAGUUUGUUGCACACUUUUACAGGAGUGUAGCCGGGACAGCAGGACGGGACUGAGCGAUGUGUGCGUUUCCACAGAGAACAGCAGCAGAAAUAGAGGUGACGUGGUUGAGAAGGCAUAUUUGUUGUGAGGUAGCUAUCUUGAGAGAAAUGCUGGUGUAACUGUCAUGAGACUUGCUGCUGAAGCUUAAUUACAUUUCAAGAUCCUAAGUGUUCAUUCCAUAUAAGCGUUUUUUUACGCAGUUUUCUAUAGAUUCUCCAAGGUUGCAUCACACAGUAUACUACUUUUGUAUGAAGUUCAUCAUGACUGAAGCUCCGCCGUUUCACGAUUCACUGAACUUGAAAUACAUUUAGGAAUAAUGAAACCUUUGUUGUUGUUUUUUUACUGUUGGUUAACACACAUUGGAUGACAUAGACAAGACUUCUUUUUUUUUAAAAAGGAGAAUAAACAAAAUGUAUUAUUGUA